UCCAAAACAAGAGGCCCUCAGCUCUUAUCUGUUUACUCAGCUGUUGAAAUGAACAAGUUAAUAAUAAAUAAUAAAAAAAAUACGUUUGUAUUUAAACUUUUAAGCUUUAUUCAGUAGUUAUUUCUCUUUAGCUGACUGAGCAGAUUUCAGUUGAAUUAUUUUCUGUUUUUUAUAGUUUUUUUUUUAAAUAGUUUUUAUAGUUGUUUUAUCAUAGUUUGUCAGUCUUUUUAUUUCAUAUUUGAAAUAUCCACAUUCUGGCUCUUUGAAUCUGUUUAUCUUGUGCAAUGUCGCCCCCAGCUGGUAUAGUUCCGUCCCUGCUUUCUGACGUCAUCAUGGAGCGACGCGGAAGUGCUGCCUUCCUGCAGCUGUCGUCCUUCACGUUCCUCUGAGUAACGUUACAAAAUUGUCUUUGGUUCUGGUUUUCAGACUGUAAUCCUCAGAGUUUGUGGUUUUAUGGCUCCUCGGUUUUAAAACUAAACCGUCGCUUAGUUUGAUCACUUCCGCCGGGAUGACGGCUCCAAACUCUGCAGAGCGGAGAGUCUGCUGGGACUCCAGGGAUCUCCUGUGGAAGUGCUUAGAUGACAACAACGACAGAGCCGAGUCCUGCCAGAAGCUCCAGAACGACUUUGAGGCCAAGUGUCCAGCUCAGUGGGUGAAGUACUUCACCAAGAGGAGAGACUUCUUGAAGUACAAGGAGAGGAUUCAGACGGAAGGUUUCUCUCCUGCUGAAGGUCCUCGGGAGAACUCCUGACCGGAGGGGGUCAACCCAGGACACAGAUGGGAUUUAUUUACUUUAUGUUUCUUCUAGCAGGGAUAUGUGAUGUUAAUAUUUUCAGCUGGUGUUACUCUUUCUAUAAUAAGUGAUGGAGAUCUCUAGCAGGAACUCUGAGAUGCUGCAUCUGAUCCUCUAAACCAGAACUUCCAGUUGAUGAUCUUCAGGAUUUAACCCAACAGUUUGUGAAUAAAUAGAUCCAGUCGCAGAGUUUGAUUGUUUUAUUGUUGAAGUUCAUAAUAUGAAUGCUGUAGAAGUCAAAAUUAAAGCCUUACAUCUCAUUGGAAACAUGCA
Molecule: messenger RNA, 1066 nt
Organism: Oryzias melastigma (Indian medaka)
Lineage: Eukaryota; Metazoa; Chordata; Actinopteri; Beloniformes; Adrianichthyidae
Product: cytochrome c oxidase assembly factor 6 homolog
Exons: 3
Coding region: 509-751 (80 amino acids)
Biological process (GO): respiratory chain complex IV assembly
Cellular component (GO): mitochondrion; respiratory chain complex IV
Source: RefSeq, a predicted model, not a curated record